Neltuma alba is the source of this 950-nucleotide messenger RNA. RefSeq names its product glutathione S-transferase 3-like. The transcript has 2 exons. Lineage: Eukaryota; Viridiplantae; Streptophyta; Magnoliopsida; Fabales; Fabaceae. Gene Ontology annotation, biological process: glutathione metabolic process. Gene Ontology annotation, molecular function: glutathione transferase activity. The record is from RefSeq and is a predicted model, not a curated record. Gene Ontology annotation, cellular component: cytoplasm. Bases 53 to 715 code for a protein of 220 amino acids.
CUUCGUACUGGUAAUGUUCUGCGGAAAGUGCAAGAUUCAUUAGAGCUGAACAAUGGCAGAACAAGAGGUAGUGUUAUUGGACGAGUGGCUGAGCAUGUUUGGGUCGAGAGCCAGAAUAGCGUUGGCUGAGAAGGGAAUCAAAUACGAGUACAGGGAAGAAGAUCUGAGCAACAAGAGCCCUUUGCUUCUGCAAAUGAACCCAAUUCACAAGAAGAUUCCAGUUCUUAUUCGCAAAGGCGAACCCAUUUGUGAAUCCCUCAUAAUAGUCGAAUACAUCGAUGAAGUUUGGAAAGAAACAGCUCCUUUACUUCCCUCUGAUCCUUAUCUCAGAGCUCAAGCCAGAUUCUGGGCUGAUUUUGUGAACAAGAAGGUGGGAGAUGUCGGAGGAAGGAUAUGGGCAGGGAAGAAAGAAGAACACGAAGAGGCAAAGAAGGAGAUAAUAGAGAACUUGAAGCAAUUGGAAGAGACACUUGGCGACAAAACUUUCUUCGGAGGUGAAACCUUUGGGUUUGUUGACAUUGCUCUGGUUCCAUUCUCUCCCUGGUUUUACACUUACGAGGCAUUAUGCAACUUCAAGGUGGAAACACAUUGUCCCAAGCUCAUUUCCUGGGCUCAUAGAUGCAUCCAGAGGCAAAGUGUUUCCAAAUCCCUUGCUGCUGAGAAGGAGAUCUACGAUUUUGUUAUUGACUUCAGAAAGAAAAGUCAAUUGGACUGAAGAAACACAUGAAGAAUACAAAACUUGUGCCAAGAAUAAACAGAAAUAACAAGUGUCUCAUACAAACAGUGUUUUAAAGUUUGAGUUUCGCGUGGUGGAUCCUUUCGUGUGUCAGAAGGUGAAAUCAACUUGGUUGUGUCUGGUGAUUACGCAAUAAAAUAAGUUGUUUGUAACAACAUGUUCUUGAUGUUAUUGUACAAUGAAAAAUCUUGGUUGUGUCUUCAACAUUUGUUAA